This is a messenger RNA of Caenorhabditis elegans, 1047 nucleotides long. RefSeq names its product Ribosomal RNA-processing protein 42 (gene exos-7). The record is from RefSeq and is marked reviewed. The coding region runs from base 5 to 943 and encodes 312 amino acids. NCBI's taxonomy places the organism in Eukaryota, Metazoa, Nematoda, Chromadorea, Rhabditida, Rhabditidae. The transcript is spliced from 4 exons. Gene Ontology annotation, cellular component: cytoplasm; nucleolus.
CCUAAUGGAAGUCCAUCUUAGCGACGACGAGAAGUUAUUUCUGAUUACUGGAGCCGAAGCGAACAUUCGGAAUGAUGGACGAAGUUGUCAGGAUUUCAGACAGAUUAUUCUCGAGAGAGGUGUUCUGUCGGGAACGAAUGGAAGUUGUCGUGUUCAAUUAGGACAGACUACCGACGUUUUGGCUGGAAUCAAACUCGAACUAGAAUCAUACGAUGCUGAAACAGAAAAAGAGCCAAAACAACCAAUUAAUUUCAACGUGGAUUUCUCAGCCAACGCGAGCAGUCAAUUCGCUGGAAAAGGAGGCGACGAAUACGCAGAGGAACUAUCGGCAGCAUUUCAAGCGGCUUAUUCAAAAGCACUCGAUAUUAUGCCGAAUCUCGCGAAAACUCAGCUGGCCGACGGAUAUCGCUGGAAAAUUAAUGUGGACAUUUCGGUUCUUCAGUGGGACGGAAGUGUUUCCGAUGCGAUUUCUAUUGCAAUCAUCGGAGCAUUGAGUGAUUUAGAGUUUCCAGAAGGUGACGUUGCACCAGAUGAUGGAGGAAAAGUGAGAAUUGUGUUGAAACGGCCGAAAGUUGCUGGAAAUGUUCGAGAUGAGAAUGUGCAAGUUGCAAUGUGGAAAUUGGAUGUGAUGAGAUGUCCACUGCUGCUGACAAUCUCAAAAAUUGGCACUGCUAAUCUUGUCGACUGCACACCCGAAGAAGAAUGCUGCAUUCGAUCUCAAUUGCUCGUUGGAUUGGCGGCGAUUGCAGACUCUUCUGAAAAUAACGAGCCAAAUUAUGAUGUAACGUGUGUGAAACAAGUUGGCGGUGGACUUUUGGAGAUGGAAUCGAUUCAGGAAAUGCUGGAAUUGGCUGCGAAAUCUGUUGGUGGAUUGUAUGGAGCUCUGGCAAAACGAUUGAAAAAUGAAGAAAUGAGGAAACCGGGACACUCUUUCUUGCUCUAAAUUUAUGGAAUUUAUUCAAUUUGUUGAUUUUUUUUUGAAUUGUUACCUCUUAUCGUUAUCUCGUUUUUUUUCUCACUUGAACAAAAAAAUUCAUUUUUACAAAU